Neogale vison (American mink) is the source of this 1091-nucleotide messenger RNA. Its product is annotated as polyamine-modulated factor 1-like. Gene Ontology annotation, cellular component: MIS12/MIND type complex. The record is from RefSeq and is a predicted model, not a curated record. The transcript has 5 exons. Gene Ontology annotation, biological process: chromosome segregation. Lineage: Eukaryota; Metazoa; Chordata; Mammalia; Carnivora; Mustelidae. Bases 14 to 628 code for a protein of 204 amino acids.
GUCGGGGUUCAACAUGGCCGCAGCGCGCCGCGUCCACGCAGACGGCGGCUGCGAGGAAAAGGGGCCUGAAGGGUCGUGUCCAGCCGUGCCCCCCGGCGCCACCAUCCCGAGGGUGAAGCUCCUCGACACCCUGGUGGAAACUUUCCUCCAGAAGCUGGUCGCUGCCGGGAGCUACCGGAGAUUCAGCGACUGUUACAAGCGUCUCUGCCAGCUGCAGCCUGACGUGACCCAGCGGAUCCACGACAAGUUUGUCGCCCAGCUGCAGGCGUCCGUCCGGGAGGAGAUCUCGGAGAUCAAAGCGGAGGGGAACCUGGAGGCGGUCUUGGACGCCUUGGACAGGAUCGUGGAAGAAGGCAAAGACCGCACGGAGCCGGCCUGGCGCCCCAGCGGGAUCCCUGAGGCAGACGUGCGCAGCGUGGCUCUGCCCUACUUCCUGCAGCAGCGGGACGCGCUGCAGCGCCGGGUGCGCAGGCAGGAGGCGGAGAACCGGCGGCUGGCGGAGGCUGUGCUGGCUGGGCGGCGGCAGCUGCAGCAGCUGGAGCAGCAGGCCCGGGCCCGGCAGCAGGCCUGGCAGGCCCUGCACAGAGAACAGAAGGAGUUGCUGGGCGUGCUGGGGGAGCCCGAGUGAGGAGGCGGCCGCCGGACCAGGAACAGAGGGCAGUCGAGGUCAAGGGCCAGGGCCGGCUGCCCCUGAGAACCAGUGAAGUGGUGGCCAGUCCCUGAGUGCGGAUGGAAUUAGCCGGAGGAUGACGCCUGACCAGCCCUUCUGCGUUGGGGGCUCCCUUGGGGUCACACACAGACACACACAAAACACACACGGACACACACACACACCCCCCUUCAGACCCUUCCCUGUUCUCUUCGGACGCAAGGGCUGUCGGCCAGCACCCACACCGGGAAUCAGGCCCCAGGCUCUCUGUCCUGCAGGUUGGAGCCAGCCGCCUGCCCCGCCCGUUCCUGAGCGCCCCCGGACCUGGCCCGGGGCAUCUGUGUUCGGGCGCCCUGAUUGCCCCCUUGCCGGCCAGCCCCAGGGCCCUUGCCAUGUUUUCCCCACAUCCGUAAAUAAACCUCCUCCGCUUCCUACACUGUAA